UCAAGAAGAGUCCACACCAUCAGUACUCUCUCUAAUGGCCCAACUGGACCAAAACCAAAAGACCUGUCUUCAAAGUCCUCUAAAGCAAAAGACACAAAUUUUGCCACAAAUACCCUUUCUGCUAUAACCCCCCAAAUAAAUUACUCCAUCUUCAUCACUGUCUUAAAAGAACAACAAACAAGAAACACAAUGUUAUUGGCUAUGUACUAUAUUACUGUUUUUUCUUUUUUCUUUUUUCUUGUUUACCGGUUUAUGUGGAUUUGUCUUGGUCAGAAUUCCUUUUUUCUUCAGACAGCAACUUUCCUACCACAACACACUCUCUAUCUCUUCUCCACCCCACCCCCCUUUACCCCCCACCCCCCCUUAUUACCCUAUUUGUAUUGUAUUAUUAUUGUUGUAUUGUUCUUAUCUUUUUCUUUCACACGUCUCCUUUUCUCUUCUAUUUUUAUCUUUUUCUCUCUUUUGCAACCAUACCCUUUUCUUGGUUUUGUCUAUUUAUGCUCCAAGAUUGGAUCUUUUUUGUGAUUUAAGGAUUUGUUUUGUUUGUGAUUUGAUUUGAUAUGUCUAAGAAGAUGAAAAGGGUUGCUUUGGAAUCAUCACCUUAUGUUGUGUUUGAAGAUAAUAAGGCUAGAUUGAAGCAUCAGACUCUAUUCCAGGACUUCCAAGAACUCCAUAGGGAAACUAGUGACAUGAGGAACAAAUUGGAGGAUGCAAAAAUGAGGAAACAAAGAUUACUUGCUGAAGUUCAUUUCUUGCGGCGAAGGCACAAGUACCUAUUGCAGAUGAAGUCAUCAAGUCAUCCAGAACAGCAAGUAUACACAGCACUGCCGAACUCAGAGUUUAAUUUUAAGAACGGAAUGAAAGAUCGAUUUCUUAGCAAAAAAGAAGCUAAGCAACACAAACUUCCCCCUCUUCCUGGACCGAAACAAAAAGUGAGGAUUCAACUUGCAAAGGGAGCUUCUUCGCUGAAGACGCCUCCUAAUAUUCUAGUGAAUCAUAAGCAGGCAUUGCAUAUUGGGAAAGAUGCUGUUUCGCGUAGUACAGUUUCAAGUUUGAAGCAUAAAUCAAGAGUAUAUAGUGGGAAGGAAGUGUUUGAUUUGAAUCAGAAUGAUAGGUCAUUCACCGGGAACGGUUUGGUUUCGAGGAGCACCACACCUGUCUUUGAUUUGAAUCAGGAAACUAGUCAUGGCGGGAAAGAUGUUGUAUCGCCUAGUCGAGCUCCGGUCAUUGAUUUGAAUGAAAUCUCGAUAGGGGAAGAGGAACCCCAAGCAAAUCUUGAACCAUUGAACUUUGAGGAGCCAAAGAGAGGAUUAGUUCAAAAUAUGAACGAUGAUCAGCACAGAGACUUGAAGUUAUCGAUAUGCAGAAAUGUGGGAGAAGGAACUUCUCGUGUUGAGAAGCGGAAAAUAUCGUGGCAAGACCCUGUCGCUUUGAGGGUUUGAUCCAUCCUUCAUGUUUUCAGUAAAUACUACGGAGUACUUAUAACUAUUGAUCUAGGGCGAGCGUUAUUGAAGUUGUAGCUUAUCCAGAGAGGUCUCCACUGACCCUCGUGGAUUUCUCGGUUAUAAAGAAAUUUACCAAUAGAGGUCCUUUUUUCUUCUCAAUAUGUAGGUGUGUGUCUUACUUUUUUUGAAUAAAGAAGACUUAAAUAUAUUUAGUGAUAAUGAUACAGAUGCUAUAUUGAUUGGCAGUGACGAAAAUAUAGUCAGCAUAAUUGGUUCCUCUACAUCAAGUACCAUAUAUUUUCUGUAGUAAAUGAGAAAAACCCUUUAUUUGUUGAUUUCUA
This is a messenger RNA of Lycium barbarum (goji berry), 1786 nucleotides long. RefSeq lists its product as uncharacterized. NCBI's taxonomy places the organism in Eukaryota, Viridiplantae, Streptophyta, Magnoliopsida, Solanales, Solanaceae. Bases 561 to 1442 code for a protein of 293 amino acids. The record is from RefSeq and is a predicted model, not a curated record. The transcript has 4 exons.